CUCACCCCCAACAUUGAAGGUCUACCUUAGCAGCCAAGUGUGAUAACAGCUCAAUUGAACCCCAGCCUCAAUCUCACAUUCAGGGCAAGGAUAACCAGCCGAUCAACAUGGCAGGACCUCUCAAAGUGGCCGUCCUGGAUGAUUACUUCAACUUUGCCCGGUCCAUCUUCCAGAAGCUCGAUCCCAGCAGAUACGAAGUGACUAUCUUCAAAGACACGCUUCUCCCCUACAACCACCCCAAGACGCCCCAGGAUGAGAAAGACAAGCUGGCCAAGCGGCUUGAGCCGUUUCCGAUCAUCUGCACGAUGAGGGAGCGCACGCGGUUCCCCAGGGAUCUCGUCUCACGCCUGCCAAAUCUCAAGCUCCUCCUCACGACGGGCACGCGCAACAAGGGCCUGGACCUGGAGGCGUUCAAGGACCACGGGAUCCCUGUUGCGGGCGCGGUGAGCUCCGGCGACAGCACGACGCAGCACUGCGUCGCGCUGAUCCUCGCGCUGGCCCGCAACAUUGUCCCCGACGACCGGUCGGUCAAGAUGGGCGGGUGGCAGACCGGUGUGGCUGUGAGACUCUCAGGGGCAGUGCUCGGGGUGAUCGGGCUGGGCCGGCUGGGCGUCGCCGUCGCAAAGAUCAUGCACACGGCGUUCGGGAUGAAGGUGCUGGCGUGGAGCACCAACCUGACGCAGGAAAAGGCGGACGAGCAGGCGAAGGAGGCAGGCCUGCCUGUCGAGGACGAGAACGGGGAGAAGACGUUCAAGGUGGUGAGCAAGGAGGACCUGUACGGGCAGUCAGACGUGGUCAGCGUGCACGUGGUGCUGUCGGACCGGUCAAGGGGGAUGAUCACGAAGAAGGAGCUGGAGCUGAUGAAGCCCGAGGCGUUGUUUGUCAACACGUCCAGAGGGCCGCUGGUGGUGGACGAGGACCUGCAGGACGUCCUGGAGCAGGGCAAGAUCCGGGCGGCGGCCAUGGACGUGUUCGAGCUGGAGCCCCUGCCGCUCGACAGCCGCUGGCGGACGACGAAAUGGGGACAAGACGGAAGGUCGCAGGUGCUGUUGACGCCUCACACGGGGUACGCCGAGAAGGAGACGCUUACGAAGUGGUAUGAGGAGCAGGUCGCCAACAUCCUCAGGUGGGAAAGGGGAGAGCCACUGACCAACGUCAUGGCCUGAGGCUGAGGUGCUGGGAAGGUGGACGGGGCAGACGAGGCAGCAAUGCAUUGAAUGCCCAGGUGGUUAAUGAAAACAAACAGCUUUCAGCCCGAGAUGCCUCCGAACUGGGGGGAGGCAGGUGGGCUUCCUUAGGUACCUAGGUACUUUGUACCAAAGACACGAACCUGCCUUCCUGCCCUCCA
Molecule: messenger RNA, 1348 nt
Organism: Diaporthe batatas
Lineage: Eukaryota; Fungi; Ascomycota; Sordariomycetes; Diaporthales; Diaporthaceae
Exons: 2
Coding region: 108-1166 (352 amino acids)
Molecular function (GO): NAD binding; oxidoreductase activity, acting on the CH-OH group of donors, NAD or NADP as acceptor
Source: RefSeq, a predicted model, not a curated record